This is a messenger RNA of Oncorhynchus mykiss (rainbow trout), 4732 nucleotides long. RefSeq names its product cyclin dependent kinase inhibitor 1Bb. Gene Ontology annotation, molecular function: protein-folding chaperone binding; cyclin-dependent protein serine/threonine kinase inhibitor activity. Gene Ontology annotation, biological process: negative regulation of cell population proliferation; negative regulation of mitotic cell cycle; G1/S transition of mitotic cell cycle. NCBI's taxonomy places the organism in Eukaryota, Metazoa, Chordata, Actinopteri, Salmoniformes, Salmonidae. Gene Ontology annotation, cellular component: cytoplasm; nucleus. The record is from RefSeq and is a predicted model, not a curated record.
AGCUCGGACCAUAUCACUUAUAUGCACUGUUUGUGUACUGGAGGUAGGACAGCAAGCUGGGAGACUUAGGUGAAGAGAGCUGGAUAUUGGAAAUAGACCUGCAUUGUUUCAAUAUAUCCCUGCUGAUAUCUAGGAGAGGAUUUAGUGCACUAUAUGUGUGUGGAUUCAAUGAUGCUGUAAUAUAUAACAUAUAUUUGGUGAAAGGCUUUUGUCUUGUUAGUUGUAUGUUACGUACUGUGUAUGUAAACGGUUUUAUUUUUGUGAUCGUUAGAUAUUAGAUAACCGAUUUGCCUAAUACCUAAUUUCACAACAAGGGGUCAGUGCAGUCUUCCCUUUAAAUCAGAACUGAGUAAAAGCUCCUUCAGACACCCUGUACCAAAGCUUGAUUCAUAAGACCCUAGUUACAUCCAGGAAUUAAAUUUAAAUUGCAAAAUAUCUUACAGCUAAAAUAGAUGAAUAUUUUGACAUUUUAAAACGGGCAAAAGCAAUAGGUAAUUAAAAACAUGUGGACAAGAUGUGUAGUGUUGUCACAUUUAUAAAAAAUGAUUCACUCUUACUGUAGUCGUUCUAUUGCAAAUGGCCAAUGAGUUAUAAUUUAAGUAGUUAUUAAUUGAUGUUUGAUAAUAAAUUGUAAAUUGUCUAAUUGCGUUAUCCUGCAGAAAAUAUUGUUUUCCCAGUGAGAAAUGCUUGCCACUACUCUUAAUACCAUCCCUCCUUUUGCUGGGGUGUACACUGGUGACCUUGACUGAGCUCAGAUAAGUCAAUAUUCACAUCUGUAUCAUAGAGAGAAAAAACUGGUCACCUCCAUGCAAAAUAAUGAAAAUGUUAAGAUUUUAUUAGCCUUUUAAAUGGUUGACAGAUUCAUGACAAUGAUAACCUACUCCAACGACAAAAUGCUUCACACUGGCUUGUGUAUUUUCAAAUGUUUCAAAUCAUUAAGGUGGUAUUACAAUUCCACUUUUAUUGAAAAACGACUAUAAUUUUCAAAUAAAAUUAGAUUUCCCUCUCUAUAUUUAUUGUUCUAUUUUGGUGCAAAAAAACUAUGACAUGAAGAUCGAGACCACUGAUAUUAAAAUAUUUUCUCAACAUAAACAAAUGAAUAAUGCAUACACUAAGUUUCCUUAUAAUGGCCCUUUAUUUUAUUUACAUCCAUAGCUAAAAUGGUAGAUACCUAUAGUGAUUAUGGCUAUAGCCGUUACAAAGUAACAUGUAUAGAAAUGUGACAAUGUUGCAAAGCCUUUGUAACGUGCAUGAUAUGAUCGCCUUAAGAGAAUUGGGCGGGCUUACGUUUUUUUAACCAAUGAAUUCCCUUCUUCGUUUUAAAUAGUUCUCUGUGUCAAUCAGUUUUUUCCCCAGUCAGCCUCCCCUCAAUCGCCAUAUUGGGUACUGAAAAGGUUUGUCUGUUAUUUCUUCUCUCUUACUACGAGAAUAAAUUGACAGGAGUGGCUUCAGUUACUGCACAUUGUUUUGAUGAUCUGACUACUUUAGCUCGCAUUGCCAUAUUGGAAAUUACCGUUUCUAUCCAGACCUAUGCAUGGCAUAAAAGUGUUGAUCAUUCGUUUUACGCUUGUUUUGGAUCGCGGUGAGAAAGGAGGAAAUACGAAUUUUUAAGUGUUCUAUUUGGACGUUAAUUGAUUCUCCGAAAAUGUCAGAUGUUCGACUUUCAAAUGGGAGCCCGACGUUGGAAAGGACGGAUGCUCGGUUGGCGGAUCACCCCAAACCGUCAGCCUGCAGAAUAAUUUUCGGCUCGCCGGAUCGCGAAGAGUUAAGGCGGGAUUUAAAGGGACAUUUGCAAGAGAUGGAAGCGGCGGCCUCAGCGAAGUGGAACUUCGAUUUUUCAAGCCACACACCUCUAUCGAACGGGAGAUUCAAAUGGGAAUUAAUGGAUUGUAAAGACAUUCCAAAUUUCUACACCAGAACGCAACGAUCAGUGAAAGACGUUUGCCCCUCUGGGAAUAACACUAUGGAUCUAAAUGGGAAUCAUAGUUGUGUGAUGGUGACUCCACGGCAGCCCUCCGACAACACGGAGAGGUCAGAGAGCCAAAUGGAGAGUAAAGAGCAGUGCACCGGGCGGAGAAAAAGACCAGCCUGCCAUGAAUACCCCUCGUCCCAAAAUAAAAGGUCACACAGUAGUUCGAAUGAAGUUACUCCUUGCCCAGGCUUAGAAUACACACCCAGGAAAGCCAGUCCCAGGACUCAAACGUGAAGAUGACAAAGAGCUGAAAAUGUAUUUCCCCUUUUUGUCAUGGAAACCUAAGUGUUCGGUGAUUUUGAAGAGGAACUACAAAGAAAAGGAAACAUAUCAAUUCUCCCUAAGGAUGGGGACGCUGUGCAAGCACUGAAUAUAAACACUAAAGUUCUGGCACUCAUAAAGUUACUGCCUCUAAAAGCAGUCGAUGUAGCAGUGUGCAAUUAGGUUUUAUUUCCUUUUUUGCUCUUUUUUUUCUUUUCUUUUUUUAACUACCUGUGUAUAUAUUUAUUUUCAUAUGUAGCACAUAAAACAUAUUAUGAUUGGGGAGGGGAAAAAAACGAUGUAAAAGGCAUGAAUUUGACUUGAAGAAUUGCGGUGUAGUUUUGUUUCCUAAAUGCUGUUUAUAAAUCCUGAUCCAUUUAAAAAAUGAUUGGAUUAAAUAAUUGUUCCUCAUCGAAGUAUCCUCAUAGGUCAUCUGUAUGUAGGGAGAGAUUGAUGGUACAUAAUGUGUAGCCUUGUAUUUUGGGUCAUUUAAGUGUCACACAACGUGGGUUCUCAGCCACCCCACGAAAACAAUGCCUCAAAUAAUGAUACAUUUCUGUUAUGACUAAAAAAGUAAUAUGUGAAGUCAGCCAAUAUUUAUUGUAUUUUGUUGAAGAUCUGUAGUCCUAUGUCGGUCACUUAAAUUCUGGAAUCUUUUUUUUUUUUAAAUUUUUUUACAAGUCUUCCUCUUCACCAUUUAAAAAACAAAGUGUAGCUAAUUUAUUUUUCUGAAGUGGUAUAGGGUACUAAUUUGCUGAAGGAUAAAAUAUCUGUUAACUGUACUGGUAGUAUUAAUCAACUUCAUACUCGUGUUUAACGGUUCUUAAUAUUUUUUUAAACAAUUAGGCCUUUUUAUGUUUGAAAUGUCCUACAAUACCAAAUACAUGGUUGCUUCAAUACGUCUGUCGACGCUUUCACCAUCAGGUUGCCUUGGCAUUGUACUCCUGUUUGAUACAGAAAGAUAAUUUAAUUUGUUAAUCUCCCCCUUCUCCCAGACAUUGUUAGUGCAGAUCAUGCAAAUGUAGUUUCUAAAAUAACUUUAAUUUCGCCCAGUUUCAAUCAGCCUUUGUUCAGAGGCUAAGAAUUGUCUCAAAGUAGUCACUGCCCGUGUAAAUCUAUUAAGUGUACAUAACUUUGUAAAAACACUGAGAAAUUAUACUAACUUAUUUAUGUCAAGCUUUUUUAUGUAGAAUAAAAUGGGGUUUUGAUCAAGGUUAUCCAAAGUGGCAUUUACAUAUAUUUUUUUGUAAGCAUAUUUUUGGUAGUUUUUAUUUUAUCGAAAAAGGUUGCAACCUGAGCCUGAUUUAAAAUAUUUUAUGUGCAUUUUUCAAUGUGUGAUUAAGAUGUCUUGCAAUCAAUUAAAACAGAAGAUAAAUCGUUAUGUGAUUUGUUGGUCAUGUUUGCACUGUUGAAAGGAACCUCUUCAGCCUGCACACGGUCACACUCUUUCUCUCAGCAAGUAUACAGCAUAACGAUUUUAAUGUAUUUCGAUUCAGCUAAUACAUAAUCCAUAUCCGUGGCCUUCAUAACUUGAUGUUUCAUACUAUAAAUUGCACAGAACCUGCAUGUGCUCUCAUGGGGCGGGAGGAAUCGUAUAUGAGGUAUGUUCCUAUAUAGCCCACUGGUGAAUCACAAGUAAAAAUGCCUCUCAGGACUCCAGGCAAAACGGCCUUAAAUUUCAGUUUAAUAGAUUGAUGAGAUUGUCAUACCUCGGUUCUCUUCAUACCCACUGCUUUUAGGUUGGGAGUUUAUACAUUAUCAUCCUGGAAUAAAAGCAUGAAGAGAUUUAACUUUAAAAACAGUUAUUGUAGUUCUAGUGCUUUUCACAGCAGUUAGGAGUAGAUACAGUAUUUCAGUAAUUGAUGUCAUUUUUUUUAUAUCAAUGUGGUGUAUCCUCUUCGGCUCGCGGACAAACUGGAACUAACCCGUGCGCAUUCGGUACCAUUUGGCACAUUACGCAUGUUUCAAGCUUGAAGUAGCACGUAAUAGGGUCCGGUAAAUACAAACGAUGUUAUUGCUUCUAUGGUUGCAAAAUCAGUCCAUUUUAAAAUAGUUUAGCCUGUGUUAAUCCACUAUAGCACUGUUGACCAAAUAUGCCGCCGUCUACGCAGUGGCACUCCCAAUAUGAUGAAAUCGUGAAGUAUUUUGAAAAAUGCCUGGUGAUUGACGUUUGGCUCCUCCAAUCCGGUUAUGUCUAAGUAAAGCACACCACUGUUGCAGCCAGUUACAUUUGUCUUAUGGAAGGUUUGAACUGCAAUUGUUUCUAGCGGUGAAAAAAAACUCCCCACAGGUCCACAGUUGAAAUUAUAUAAGGUUAGUCACUGCAUGAAUGUUGUUAUAUUUGGUCACAGAGAAUGCGCUAGUGUAGCCUACAUCCAACAAAUACUGUAAUUGCAUGCAUAUAGAUGAUUUAACUGUAGUUUGAAUUAAUUAUAGAAAAAAGGAUGUAGAAAUAUAUCCCUGAUACUGUAAUGAGCAUUUUUAAUAAAACAACUCUAU